CAAAACUCUACAAAUUUCUUUCUCUUUCCCUUCUUCAAUCUAACUCUUUUACAAGCUAUCUGUUUUGAAAAUGUCGAGCAACAGAAGAAAGCUGGUCUUUAACACAUUCUCAGUUAGCUUAGGGUGCUGCAGCAGCUGCAAGAAACUGAAGCUCACUAGUGUUUUCAACCCAAAACCAAAACCUCCUUAUAAAACCCAUUCUCCUUACGGUUACUCCUCUUCAAGCUCGUCCAAGAAAACAACCCAUUGUUCUUUCUCCGAAUACGAAACUGCCACCUCUUUUUCUCCAAGCACAGACAGGGACAUUGAUAACGACGCCACGUCUCCAACGGCGACCGUACGAGGGUUUGGCCGCGUCGGAGUAGAGAGCCUGGCGGUGGAAAAGGACUCGGACGACCCUUAUUUGGAUUUCAGGCACUCCAUGUUGCAAAUGAUAUUGGAGAAACAUAUAUAUUCCAAAGAUGAUUUAAAGGAUCUUCUAAACUGUUUCUUGCAGCUGAAUUCUCCCUACUGCCAUGAGAUUAUCGUUAGAGCUUUCACUGAGAUGUGGAACGGGCUGUUCUCCGUCAAGCUUGCUGCUGGUGCCGGUGCCGGUGCUUCCUCUAAGCUGCAUUUUGGGUUCAGGCCACGUAACUUCUAGCUACUGCUGAUGCCACAAUUUUUAGGGGCAUUAGCUU
Hibiscus syriacus is the source of this 677-nucleotide messenger RNA. Its product is annotated as transcription repressor OFP6-like. The record is from RefSeq and is a predicted model, not a curated record. NCBI's taxonomy places the organism in Eukaryota, Viridiplantae, Streptophyta, Magnoliopsida, Malvales, Malvaceae. The transcript has a single exon. Gene Ontology annotation, biological process: negative regulation of DNA-templated transcription. Bases 71 to 640 code for a protein of 189 amino acids.